GAAAAUAUAGAAAUAAUAAGAAUAAUGAUACGAAGAAUGCGGAAGUUUCAUUGUAAUCUUAUUGUUAGCUAAGAAAGAUGAAAGAUUUUUUUCCACAGAUUAAAUUAUUGACGAUUAUUAUCGACGACUAUUAUUCGACGAGAGUGCGACGCUAUGACGAAUUGCAACGCUAGAAGAUCAAAAGCAAAAUAAAGAUAUCACGUUCGUUUUUACAAUUGAUAAUAUCACAUUAAGCAUUUGCUUAGAAGCAUAAAGAGAAAUCAAGUUAGUUUUGUGAGUUUGAUAUAUUCGACAUAUCGAUUUGACGAUGCAUCCAUCAAAUACCGUAUAUUGCUGCUACAUAUUUCUCCUUAUUGCUUCGUUCUCGGAGUCUUGGGAAAAUCCUACGAACGACAGUGAGGAAAAUUUGACAGUACGAUACAAUCUUCCUGUAAAUUAUACAAGAAACGAAACAGAAUAUCAAUUCGAUAUUAAUUUUAUGAAGAAUUCUCGCAUAAAUGACGAUGUAAUACAGUACAAGUUUCGUAAAAGUGUUACAAACUUUACAGAGGUCAAUGAUAACAACGCAAUUACAUUGCAAGAAAUUAAUAAAAAUCAAAUACAGACCGAAAGCGGAAACAAUUUCACAUCGUACAAACGCUAUGGAAAUUUCAAUACAGAUGAUUAUAAUAAUAGUAUGGCUGUACGCAUUGUUCCGUAUGAAAAAUGUAACAACAAUAUCUGCAUUCAACUCUGCUGUUCUUUUGGCGAUUAUCUGACAUUAGAGGGAAAGUGCAUCGCUGGACAGGGUAAUUAUUCUUUUCCAAAUGUCUACAAAUAUAAGAACGAUAUCGAGACUAAAAGAUUGGAUCAACUAUUUCCAAUGACCGUCCACGAUCCAUGUUCUGUACAAGAAUUUGGACGAAUUUUACUUCACUACAAUGAAUAUUUGUUCCUCAAGAACGGUACUUUAUACCGUGGUCCUAAUCAACUAACUCCACCGACUUCUUAUUGCAUCGCCAUCGUAAAACGAAGCAUUUAUGAUGUGAUUGUUUGCAAUUAUAAAAGGACUAAACUUCCGAUGUUUAUAUCUGCGUGUCUUGUAGUGUCUUUGCCAUUCCUCUUAUUGACAUUCGUGAUGUAUUCCAUAUUGCCAGAACUCCAAAAUAUGCAUGGUUAUACGUUACGUGCACACGUCGCAUCGUUAUUCGUCACAUACAUCAUUAUGCCCUUUGGCCAACAAAUUGAUUUACGGGAAUCAAAACUUUGCAUUCCACUAGCCUACAUUUUAAAUUUCUCGUUUUUAUCAAGCUUUUUUUGGCUAAAUAUAAUAUGUUUCGACAUUUGGUGGACAUUUAGAGAACUCUGUUCACAUCAAAGUGUAAAGCAUCAAAAAAAGAAGAAAUUAAUAAUAUAUUCAAUAUAUGCAUGGGGAAUUGCUUUCAUCCUCACUAGUAUAUGUGCUAUCAUGGAUUAUGUUCCCUUAUCAGAAAAAUUUAUCCGACCGGAAAUGUGCAAAAAAAAAUUUUGGUUUAGCCAGAAUAAGGCAAAAACUUUGUAUUUUUUUGUACCUAUAGGUGCUACUGUUGUCAGUAACAUUGGUUUCUUUAUCGCUACGACAUUAACAAUUGUAAGUAUAUUUAUUCAUAGGUUUAGAAUGUACCUGAAGCUGUUUAUAGUGAUGGGAAUAACCUGGGUUCUGGAAAUAAUAGGGUGGUCGCUCUAUGAUGAUCUUGCUUGGGCACCGAUCAUUUGGUAUCCUGCAAAUACGAUAAAUGCUCUGCAAGGCCUCAUCAUUUUUAUUAUAUUUGUGUGCAGAAAAAAGAUUUUGCAACAACUGUUAAAGCGAUUUAAUUGGCAAGAUAGUGCUUUUGCAAAAAUGCGAUGUUGCAAGGUUUUAAUGAGUGACGAUAGCGCAGCUUCGGAUACUACUUCUCAGGAACAAAACAAUAUGCAAAAUUUGAAUCCUUCUGAUAAGCGCACGGAAUUCAAUUAGAUUUAUUCUUAUCAUUGCAAUCAGCUAAUAUAAGAGAAAGAAAUUUCUGGGGAUGAGAUAGUAAUACGAAAAGAUUUAAUUCUUCAAAAACUGUGAUCUUAUAUCAUGCAUUAUGUUAUGUGACCCCGCGUUUCUUUCUUUCGACAACGAUCCUCGCACGAUCAAAUCCCAUUCCUAUAUAUUUUCCUACAUACGUAAAAUAAAAUAACUGUCUUUUAUAAUACUGAGAAACAUAUUAU
This is a messenger RNA of Pogonomyrmex barbatus (red harvester ant), 2214 nucleotides long. RefSeq names its product G protein-coupled receptor Mth2-like. The record is from RefSeq and is a predicted model, not a curated record. Gene Ontology annotation, biological process: G protein-coupled receptor signaling pathway; cell surface receptor signaling pathway. Gene Ontology annotation, molecular function: G protein-coupled peptide receptor activity. Lineage: Eukaryota; Metazoa; Arthropoda; Insecta; Hymenoptera; Formicidae. Gene Ontology annotation, cellular component: plasma membrane.